AUGAUAGAAAACACCAAGUUGACGGAGGAAAUUCUCAACGCAGAGUUGUUGAACGAGCAGAACGAGCACACCACCCUGCAGGGAGAAAUCGACAAACACAAGGACUUCAAUGGAGUGGUAAUCUUUGUGUAUCCUAAAGCAGACACACCAGGCUGUACCGAACAGGCCAAACUAUUUAAGGAGAAGUUUGAGGAAUUCACCUCCAAUAACUAUGCCGUGUAUGGAUUGUCCGCCGAUUCAGCUGAUGCGCAGCUAAAAUGGAAGGAGAAGCUGGAACUGCCCUUCGGACUGCUCUGCGACGUGGAGAAGAACGUACUGAAGGAAAUGGGCUGCCUCAAGGAGGACGACCGAAUUGCCAGGUCACACGCAGUGAUCACAAAGGAUUCUGUAGUGUCUUAUUUUAAAAAAGGGGUAAAGCCAGGCAUGUCCGCAGAGAACGUAUUGAACUUUAUCCUCAAAGGAGAGAAAGAGGACGACGAAGCGGAGACGGACGCGAAGGCAGAUGCAGAGGAUGAUGAAGUGGAAGGCGCAGACGAUGAUGAGAAGCAGGCAGUUGAGAAUGACACAGAAGGUGGAGACAUUAAUGGAGACAUCAAGGAAGAAGGUAAGGCAGAUGAGGAAGAAGGAGGUACCAAAGUGGAAGGCACAGAAGGUAGUGGAGGCGAAAAUAAUACUCCUGGAGAGGAAGGAAAGAACCAUGAAGAUGAAAAAGAGAAGAAAGUUGCUACCCCAUCCGAAUCGAAGAAAUCAAAAAAUGGUGCUGCAGCAGGAGCAGGUAAUGUAGUAAAGAGCAAAAAGAAGAGCUCCAAGAAGAAGAACAACGGAGCAAACAAAAGUGGCAAAGCAGCCAAGAAAGGAAUCACUGUAAAAAAAGAAAUAAAAAAAAAAAUGAACAACAAAGGACAACAAAAGAAGCAUGAAAAAGUGAAGUCUAAAAAUAAGCUUGCCAAAGGCAAAAUGGGAAACAACAAAAAAGGAGGCUCAGGAGGGAAUGUUAAAAAAGAGAGCAAAAAAGACGACAAGAAGAAAAACAAAAACAAUAAAAAUGUCAAGACUAACGGAGCAAAGAACAAUAAAAAUAACAAUAAGGGAAAUAAAAUUUUAAACAAAAAAAAUAUCAAGGGUAAGGAUAAACAGAAGGGAGGAGCUGGCAGCAAGAAUGACCACAAGGGGAAAAUGAAGCACAAAAGUGGAGCCGUAAAUGCCAAUAAGAAACCCAUGAAGAAUAAUGUGAACAAGGCAGGCGCGAAGAAUAACGUCAAGGGAAAGGAGGCCAAUAAGAAGGUUGGCAAUAAGAAGAUAGACAAGAAGAAGGAGCACCUGACUAAGAAGAGCAACAACGCUGCUGGAGGAAAGAACAAAAAUGUUAACAUGAACAAGAACAGCAUGAAGAGCAACAAGGUGAAGAAAAUGAUAAAGAAGAAGUGA
Messenger RNA from Plasmodium inui San Antonio 1, 1428 nucleotides. RefSeq lists its product as hypothetical. NCBI's taxonomy places the organism in Eukaryota, Apicomplexa, Aconoidasida, Haemosporida, Plasmodiidae. The transcript has 3 exons. Gene Ontology annotation, cellular component: cytoplasm. The coding region runs from base 1 to 1428 and encodes 475 amino acids. The record is from RefSeq and is a predicted model, not a curated record. Gene Ontology annotation, biological process: cellular response to oxidative stress; cell redox homeostasis. Gene Ontology annotation, molecular function: thioredoxin peroxidase activity.